GUUGUUCUCCAUAACGGAUUAACCGUUAACGGCUAUUUUGCAACGAGAAUCGGACAACGGUCGGUGCCUUCCACGCAGAAUUCUCAGUUUCUCCCCCGUUCAAUACUUCCCUCAUUUGCUUCCAGUCUCCAGAGACUCGACUACGGAGAAAUCGAAAGAGAGAGAUGACGUCACUGCCGUACGCCGAUGUCGACAACCACAUGAGAGCCUUGGCCGGCCGGGCGGAAGGAUUCGGCCGGAUGGCCAUCGGCGGUCUUCACGGAGCACUCUAUUCGGUCACCUCCCUGGCAGAUGAUGGCCCUGGAUCACUCCGAGAGGGAUGCCGAAGGAAGGAGCCACUGUGGAUUGUGUUCGAUGUCUCCGGGACGAUUGAGCUCAAGACGUUCUUGAGCGUGUCGUCUUACAAGACGAUCGAUGGGCGUGGCCAGAGGAUUAAGUUCACGGGGAAGGGUUUGAGGCUGAAGGAAUGUGAGCAUAUAAUCAUCUGUAACCUGGAAUUCGAAGGCGGGAGAGGGCAUGACGUCGAUGGGAUUCAAAUCAAGCCGAAUUCGAGACAUAUUUGGAUCGACAGAUGCAGUCUUCGUGAUUAUGAUGAUGGCCUCAUUGAUAUCACUCGCCAAAGCACUGAUGUAACUGUCUCAAGGUGUUACUUUGCUCAACAUGACAAGACCAUGCUUAUUGGGGCUGACCCUACUCAUGUGGGUGACAGAUGCAUCCGGGUGACAAUUCACCAUUGCUUCUUUGAUGGAACCCGGCAGAGACAGCCUCGUCUUAGAUUUGGGAAAGUUCAUCUCUAUAACAAUUUCACUAGGAAUUGGGCAAUCUAUGCUGUCUGUGCUAGUGUUGAAGCUCAGAUUUAUUCUGAGUGCAAUUUAUAUGAAGCGGGAGAGAAGAAAAAGGUCUUUGAAUAUUACACAGAGAAGGCUGCAGAUGCAGAAGAGGCUAAGUCUGGCUUAAUAAAAUCUGUAGGAGAUGUGUUCCUGAACGGAGCUCUGCCAUCUCUACAACCUGUUAUGUCUGAGCAUUGUGUGUUCCAUCCGAGUGAACAUUAUGCAAACUGGACGGUGGAGGCUCCAUCAGAUUCUCUAAAAGAAGUUCUUCAAGUCUAUGCAGGUUGGCAAGCUCUUCCUCGACCCAACGAUAACAUCCCAAACUAGAAAUACCUAGUUUGGUAUUUCCUCACUGUCUUAUUUGUACCUUCUGUUUGUAUUUCCUUGCAUAUGUAUACGUCUCUUGUGAUAGGAUCUCACACUUCACUAUCCUCAAAUGGAGGCUGAAAAGGAAGUUAUGGAAUUUUUGUCUCCAGCUAACUUAUCCAAUUUUUCAAUGCAACUUUGUGAAUUGUGUUACAUAAUGUUCCCAGAACAUGUUAAGUCAACUUUAUCACUUUUUUUUGUAGUAAUUGUUCUGAGUUUUUCUGUUUUUCUGAUUUACUUAUACUUGUGAUUCAGUGUCUUUGUCGACUUUUUUAGUUCAUCAGUUCUCGCAACCAUUAUUUGAGAUAUUUACACUAUUUCAAGCAUACAUUUAGGCAAGUUCAGCCG
This is a messenger RNA of Linum tenue, 1544 nucleotides long. The record is from the annotation of a GenBank genome assembly. NCBI's taxonomy places the organism in Eukaryota, Viridiplantae, Streptophyta, Magnoliopsida, Malpighiales, Linaceae.